AUGUUUAUAUUUCUGUUCCCAUCCCUGACCAGCGGUCCCCUUUGGAUGGAGUACUUUGAGGUACAGCUGGAUAAGUGCUAUAAGAAUUGGUGGACCACCUUAACCUUCAUCAAUAACUGGUACGACGAAAGUCAGAUAAAUCCCAACUUUGGGAUCAAACUUAUAAUUCUUGUGGCGACCGCCAACUCCCUGGCCAUUGCUGUUCGUACGUAUAUACUCGGCCAGAAUCCUACUGUUCUUUACAAUACACCCGAUGAACGGGAUGUCUACAACCAAGCAUCAACCAUAUACGUCAACACAUAUAUUCAUUUGGGUCCAUAUUUUGUGGGUCUCAUUCUGGGAUACUUUUUCCUCAAUCUAUUCAUAUGGAUGUCCGCCCUCUUCGGAUGUUUAGGAAUAAUGCUGUCGACGUAUACCCUAAACAGGGGUGAGAUAUGGAACCCAAUAGCGGGUGCCCUCUAUGCAGGUCUACACCGGACGGCCUGGUCUUUAUGUGUGGCCUGGAUUAUAUUUGGCUGCACCACUGGAAAUGGAGGUCCGAUCAACACAUUCUUGUCGUGGCAACUGUUCGCCCCGUUAGGCAAACUUAGUCCGAUCAACACAUUCUUGUCGUGGCAACUGUUCGCCCCGUUAGGCAAACUUAGUUUUAUGAUAUAUUUAAUGCAUUUUCUGGUCAUUUGGGUCCGCUAUGCAUAUAAUCGUCAGCCCCUGCCGUUCAGUCACUACACAAUGUUCUGCGAGUUUCUCGUGAAUGUCAUGAUUAGUAUCGGAGUGUCGAUCGCAACGCAUUUGGCAUUUGAGGCGCCGAUGAUGUCCUUAUAUAACAUCUAUUUGUCACAUGUCUUCAAGUUUGCAAACACUCGCAUCACUCGGACCUCAAAAAAGAUCAAACCUGUCAAACAAGUCAACGAUAUUGUGGUCACGUCCAGGCUCUAGAAGACUGACAACUUUAACACAAAAUUACUUCUCUUUAGCUUUUUAUUCAUAC
This is a messenger RNA of Oppiella nova, 988 nucleotides long. Lineage: Eukaryota; Metazoa; Arthropoda; Arachnida; Sarcoptiformes; Oppiidae. The record is from the annotation of a GenBank genome assembly.